AUGACAAAACGACGUAUGUCCAGCUACACACUGAGUUCCGGGAUUGUUAGAUUUGAGGACAUGGACGGAAGUGGAAUACAUUCCUGGACCACCAGUACGAACCGCAAUGAUGGAAACGUUACCAUGGAAACAUAUCUGGACAUUAACCAGAGUGAGAUGUUGGAGCGCAACUAUUCGAAUUUUCCAGGAGAGAACAACUGGAUUCUGUCGAAACCCCCUAAGGAACCACCUGUGGAUUACGAUAUGAAGGAACAGCGAAAUUCGAAAUCAAAUGAUACCAAGAUGUCUGCUAUUGCAUUGCUUUCUGGAUUUGCGGAAAGGACCUCUAUGGUAGGAGUGGCAUAUAUUCAUACGUCCGUUCAACCUAUAGCUAAGUUGAUAUGGACAGUCCUCCUUCUGGGCGCUGUGGGGGCUAUGAUUUUCCACCUGGUGUUCCUCAGUGAACAAUACUACUCACGACCAAAACAGACCAAGAUUACUAUAGAAUUUAGUAACCUACCUCCCCCGGCUAUCAGCAUCUGUAACACAAACCCUAUAAGACAGUCUCAGCUGUCACUCGCGUCUAAACAACUUAAAGAAUUAAUAACUCGUACUCACCCUAACAAAUAUAAAGUACAAGUUGAGGAAUUAAUAACUGGUUUGAAUGAGAAUUCAAAAGGCGGAACCGGAAAUGAUACAGAAGAGGGAGUAGGCGGUAAUUCUACCAUAAAUAUUGUUAGUGAUAGCGGAGGGAGUGAUGGUGCCAGAAGUGUGGACGGUGGGAUUACUGCAAGUAGUACCGGAGGGAGAAGAGGAAGAAAUAAGGAUGGAGAACAUGAAACUGGUGAGUCAGAUGGUGGUACUAAUACUGGAGGUAGCGGAAGUGGUGGUACCGGAAAUGCAAUGGGUAGUACUAACAUCACGACUACUGGGGGUAGCACCGGAAUCUCAGAACGUGGUACUACCGAAAGUAGCACAGGAAGUAGUAGUGGUGAUGGUACCGGAAUCUCAGAAGGUAGUAGUACCGAAAGUAGCACAGGAAGUAGAAGAGGGAGGAAUAGUGGAGGUGAUAUUGGUGGAUCAGGAAGUACUACUGACAAUAGCAGUACUGAUGGAGACAGUAGGGAAAAUGGUGUUUCCGGAGGAGGGGGCACUACCGGAAGUGGUUCAAAGAAUGGUAACAGAAAUGGAGGUUCCGGACAGAGUGCUAAUGGAAAAACUGCAGAGAGUUUUUCAAGAAAGCGGAGGUUUGUGGAAGACUUAGCUACGUUAAACCUUACUGACAGAGAUGAAAACCCUAUUGAUACUGGAGCUGGCGAUGACCCACUUACAGCCCUCAUGACCACCUUCAAACAACUCUACAUGAAGGAAACCAGUUACUACACUCUGUCACCUGUAGGAUCUAGAAGUGAUGUGAAGGUGUACCAGAUUCAGUGUGUAGGAUCUAGAAGUGAUGUGAAUGUGUACCAGAUUCAGUGUGUAGGAUCUAGAAGUGAUGUGAAUGUGUACCAGAUUCAGUGUGUAGGAUCUAGAAGUGAUGUGAAGGUGUACCAGAUUCAGUGUGUAGGAUCUAGAGGUGAUGUGAAGGUGUACCAGAUUCAGUGUGUAGGAUCUAGAAGUGAUGUGAAGGUGUACCAGAUUCAGUGUGUAGGAUCUAGAGGUAUCCAGAUGAUUCUAUUUCUGGACACGCCGGAGUAUAUACACGGGAUCACGGACGGAUACGGAGCACGUGUGGUGAUUCACGAACCGGAUACGAUACCUUACCCUGCUGAAGACGGAUUCUUUGUACCUGCCGCCUUCGAAACAAGUAUCGGACUCAAACUGGUUUCCAUGUCCCGACUUGUGUCUCCAUUUGGAAUUUGUACAGACGAAGAUAUUUUUUUUCGGGAACAUGGUGUCAAAUACACAUUUCAGACCUGUCUGUGGAUGUGUAAGGCCAGAGAAGUGAUGACGUCAUGUGGAUGUUUGGGCCCACAUGCUCAUGACAACCUCUUAAGGACAAAUAUUGAUUCUGACGUCAGAUUGUGUGAAACUCGCAGAGAGAAGAGAUGUGCCAGUAAGCUUGCUCAGAGAUUUCGUGCUAAAACACUACAAUGUGACUGUCCUCAAGCUUGCAAGGAAAAUAAAUACACGAAGUUUAUCAGCACACAUCAAUAUCCAACCAACGAGUAUUUGUACAUGUUGCUACAAGGUGUUUGUGAAGGCGACAGACUGCAUUGCACUGAGAUGAAGAGACAACUUAGCGAUCCACGGCUAUUGAGUCUGAACUUUCUAAAACUUGUGGUGUAUUACGAGGACCUGAAUUACGAACAUAUAAAGGAGACUCCGGAAAUUGAGGACGCCCAGUUCCUGUCAGAUGUGGGCGGGGCACUUGGGUUAUGGAUCGGACUCUCACUGCUCAGCGUAUUUGAAGUCCUUCAGCUUAUUGUGGAACUGGUUAACUUGAUAAUAUUUAAGCAACCUGCAGAACGGUCGCGAAAAAACUCUUGUCUAUAA
Ylistrum balloti is the source of this 2475-nucleotide messenger RNA. RefSeq lists its product as uncharacterized. Gene Ontology annotation, biological process: sodium ion transmembrane transport. Gene Ontology annotation, molecular function: ligand-gated sodium channel activity. The coding region runs from base 1 to 2475 and encodes 824 amino acids. NCBI's taxonomy places the organism in Eukaryota, Metazoa, Mollusca, Bivalvia, Pectinida, Pectinidae. Gene Ontology annotation, cellular component: membrane. The transcript is spliced from 12 exons. The record is from RefSeq and is a predicted model, not a curated record.